Knipowitschia caucasica is the source of this 468-nucleotide messenger RNA. Lineage: Eukaryota; Metazoa; Chordata; Actinopteri; Gobiiformes; Gobiidae. The record is from the annotation of a GenBank genome assembly.
AUGACGGAUGGCGUGCUGACAGAGGCCGUGGACGGACCGCCUCAGGAAGGAAAGACGGCCAGAAGAGGUGUGCUGAGGCUGGCACUGCCCCAGCCCGGGGGGGGGGGUCGUGGGCUGGACCGGGGGACAUGGAAACUACACGCCGGGCUUCAGGCUCCAGCGGGCGACACCCUAUCAGCUCCUCUACAACUGUUCCUCGGAGCCACAAAGAGCCUUAAGAACCGGGCAGCUGCUGGCAAAGUCCACGCUGUUCCAUCCCAGUGCGGAGCAGGGACCCUCGUUGGAACAGGAGGAAAUGUCUCUAAAACCUAUACCACCCAGUUUACUCUGGCAGCGCGGCGCAGACCAGACUUUUAUAUGCCCUGGACGUUUGGAGCGGUGGGGGAUGAUGGACGAGGCCGGAAAGCUACCUGCUGGUACGAGGAACGGCCAACUUGUAAAGACGGCGCAUUAGCAUCGCUGCUGUGA